GUGGGGUGGAUCUUACCCCUCUUCCGAAGAAUGACAUUCUUAUCAGUAUCAUACCCUCUUCACUGCUGAGACUUACCUCGGAGACGGGCAUCUGUCUCUUUCAACCUCACACGCUCAUUCAAUAGAGGUUUUUGCGCUCAGGCUCGAAGCCAUGGCCGAAGUCUCUAUGGGUGAUACCUCCGGGUGCCCGCCGACUUUCUCACUCUUCCCGCCGUUCAUCCCAACCGUCAUCAAGCAAUGUCUGACAGCUUCGCGGUACGCGAUCGUCAAAACCGCGACUACGAAUUCGCCUUCAGCUUCUCGAGCAAGCACUAUCUCUUUUAGCACAAACUCAGGAACAGGCGAUAACACUCCACGACCUUCAUCAUCGGGAAGCGCAAGCACAGCGCGGAAUAUCGAGGAUUUAUUUAGCGAUGAGGACCUUGGAAAUAUCAACAGAGACGUCCUGGCGUUAGGCGCCCCAGGAAGUUGCGAGGUCGGCUCAGGAGUGCAGUGGAAUAGAGUAGAUGUUGGACUGUACCUCCUCCGCCAAGCAGGCUAUGAAGCCCAAAACCCCAUCCGCGAAAGCCACCACGUCCGCUCCCUUUACAUAGACUCCAUGGCCUACUUCCUUUCUGCCCUUCCCGAAGACCUCAGCAGCGAAGAAACCCUGACGGUCCGACGGAUGCUCCCAGAGAAACUAAAGCCGGCAUUCACACCAAGCGCCGGCCUCGAACUCUCCGAGAGCACACCGCAUUCGCAUGUUCUUCCAGCUAAUACUUAUCCGGCGCAACGCUCUUACCUCCAUCGUCUCCUGGCUGCAAGUAUAAUAUACUUUUGCAUGCUCCUGCAAUACAUCAUGCCAUACAUCAAAGAUGUACUGAUCCAUUUGUACCGGUAUGACCGGGCCCACCGGGUAACGGAGCGUGUUACGGCGGCGACAUUGUACGUUGUUGAGAAGGUCGGAAGGGGAAGUGUGAAUCUUGGUGCGUCAUUCUUGAAUAUGUAUGAUGGGAAACCGGGUAGUGCGGUUUCAGGCGCGGCAGAAUGGUGGAUUGAGGGGGUUGCGGGGGGAAUUUAUGAAGGGGUUGGGGAGGGAAUGGCAAUUCUAGGAAUUGGUCUUGGUCCUGUGGGAGGUGGUAAAGGGGUUAGGAAUGGUGUUGGGAUUUAG
Molecule: messenger RNA, 1150 nt
Organism: Aspergillus nidulans FGSC A4
Lineage: Eukaryota; Fungi; Ascomycota; Eurotiomycetes; Eurotiales; Aspergillaceae
Exons: 2
Coding region: 152-1150 (332 amino acids)
Source: RefSeq, a predicted model, not a curated record